This is a messenger RNA of Branchiostoma floridae (Florida lancelet), 1247 nucleotides long. Its product is annotated as kinase D-interacting substrate of 220 kDa-like. NCBI's taxonomy places the organism in Eukaryota, Metazoa, Chordata, Leptocardii, Amphioxiformes, Branchiostomatidae. The record is from RefSeq and is a predicted model, not a curated record. The transcript has a single exon. Bases 15 to 1247 code for a protein of 410 amino acids. Gene Ontology annotation, molecular function: protein binding.
AGACACGAGUUGAAAUGUCUCUGAACACGGCGCUAUCCGCGGGAAGGUACCGGCACUUCCGCUACCUCCUCGGCACGGGGGCUGACGUGAACUCUCGGGGACCGGACGGCACCACGCCGCUCAUGCAGUGCUGCCACCUGCCGAACGAGCACGUCGCGUACCGCGCGGCCUGCUGCCUGCUCCGCCGAGGCGCCGACGUCGGGAUGAAGGACCGGGCCGGGAGAAACGCUCUCCUGCACGCCUGCGUGACGGGACGCCGCUCUCACGUCGAGCUGUUCCUCCAGCCUGUCUGGUUAGACUAUGAUCUCAACGACACGGACAAGGCUGGAAACACUGCCCUACACUACGCCGUAGCGUUCGGCAACCCCGACAUUGUCCAGCUGGUUGUUACAGUACAGAAGAAGUACAACCUCCGACUUCACGUACGGAACAACAGCGGACUGACUCCGUACUGUCUGGCGAUAAAGAAGGGUCUGAAGGAAUGUGCGGAUAUCAUAUCCCCUGUUUUGCAGGGUUGUUCGCCUAACCAAGAGUCUCUCGGUCGGAUAUCUUCGCUUGAAUCAGUCCGUAGACCAUGUCGGGUGCAGUCAGCGAGGGAAGGAAAGGACCAAGAUUUCGAGCUGCUACAGGGUAAGGAUGUGGUGUUCAUGAAUAGCUCAUCCACUUUGUGGGACAUGAGGAAGACAACAGAAACCUCUUUAUCAUCGAAGAGCUCCUCCAGACAGAUCAGCACCGGUAAAAAGACCAGGAAUGUCGCCCCUGUAAGAACAGGCGCGGGAAAGAAAGACAGUGAAAUGACAUCCGCUGACCGAGUCAGACAGUUGUUACUCAUCCAGGCGCUGGACCAACUCCCAACGUUCCGGAAAGCUGCCGUGCCGCCGCCUGAUCGCGACGUCUGGAACCGUCCACUCGUAACUCCCCGAAACGACAACGUACCUUCCAAGGAGCAAGGUAUCCUUAAAGUAGCCUCAUUGUUGGCGUCGAGGGCGUCCGCACCAUCUCGCGCUGAGAGUGAACCAAACCUGCUGAAAAGCUGGAAGAGGUCUGCGUUCGUGUCGCGGCGAAGAACCGUUAGUAACAGUAAUAAUACCUCACUGUCCCCUCAGCCAGGCACACAGCGAUCCGGCUCUGACAGUCCGGCAUCAGGCGCCGCCCGCGGCCGGCGACUGGCCAGAGACGUCUUGCUAUCUGCGUCUAACGUCAACGAGAAGGUCGCUGUAUCAUCCACCGCACCAACAGCGUCGUAA